AUGCGGCCGAAAAGCGCGAGAAAAAAGAAGAAAAACGGACGCAGCCUCGCCGCUGAAGAGAGCUGGGCAGAGUUUAUCGAGCCCUUGCAGCUGGUGAAGUACGUCCCAGGCCAGUACUACAGGGCACACCUGGACACACACCAAGAGCCCGAGAGGCUUGGCUCCUUCAAUGGCGAGCAGCGCGUGCAGACACUGCUGGUCUUUGUGUCCAGUGUGCCGGAGAGCGACGGCGGCGGGCAUCUGCACUUCCCCUUGCUGGACCUCAGGAUCUUGCCCAAGGCGGGCACGGCGGUCCUGUGGAAGAACUGCCGGCCAAAGGAGGGCACUGCCCUUGUGGAGCCCGAUCCUUGCUCUUUGCACGAGGGGGAGCCCCCACUCAGCGUGGAGAAGGUUGCUAUGAAUGUGUGGGUGGUUGACCGUCCAUUCAGCAAGCAAGCGGUUCAGGAGGCGAUGCUGCGACGCGCCGGCCUAGGACAGGACUCCCAAGCGAAUGGAGAAAAGUGCGCGUGCGACUUCCGAAGGGGUUCGGGCCCGAAUGAGUACAGGUUGCUGCUUCUGCUGCAGGCUGUUGCAGAGCCUGCAGGAGAGUGCAGCCUGCCGCCUCCCGACCAUGGAGCUCAGCUCGUGCAGAAUCGAUAUGUGACUGCCAGGCGCUCCAAGGCGUUCUGCGAGCAAUUCGACCAGAGCCGCUGCGGUACCAAUCCACUCUGCGGAUGGAACCAGGGGCUCAGCCGCUGCCAGGCCUAUAUUGCAUGGUUUCAUCCUAUGAAGUGCGGGUCCACUUUCGGCGCCACGCUGGCGCACUUUGCCAACGGCUCCCUGCCGGAGGCGGCUCACAUGCCCAGCUGUGGCUAUAUCCAGGAGUCCGACGAGGCGACGUAUGGCGCCCCGCUGAUGAAAGAGGACAGCUGUCCUGGCGGAAAUCAGGGGCCCUUCGAGUUUUUCGUGUAUAAGUAUCCGUCGGAGAACUGGUUCAGCAAUACCUUUUGGCUACAUCCUGGAAAGAAGGAUGUCGACCCUGGCAACCAUCGGCCGAUCCCGGACGAUGAGUUCGAACAGUGGCAUCUCGGCAAAGAUCAUUGGACUCCUUCGAGCCGACGCUUCGCCGCCGCCCCAGCGCAGUGCCAGGUACGGACCUAUUAG
Effrenium voratum is the source of this 1143-nucleotide messenger RNA. The record is from the annotation of a GenBank genome assembly. NCBI's taxonomy places the organism in Eukaryota, Dinophyceae, Suessiales, Symbiodiniaceae.